GCUGUGUGUAGCAAACACAGGGCCCUUCACUCCUCUCUUUCCAUCGGAGGACGGGGGUAGAGCGAUGCUGCACUACUCCGGUAUAGUCUCAUGGGGCAUAUCUCGCGUCUUUCUUCUGUUCUCUUCUCUUCUGGAUACCUUACAGCAUCAUCUAUACCCUUAGUGCCCUAUCGACAGCGACCCAAAGGCUCGAGUUUCCAUUCGAGUGCGCACCCUCCUUCGCUUUCGAUCUCGCGUGCCACUGCCCCCUCCUUCCCCCUCCCAGGGUGCUACGUGAUCUACCUUUACUUAUCGCUCUCUCGCUCUCUCUAUCUCUGUAACACGUCACUGCUGGCCCAGCAUGAACAUACAACUCGACGACGUCUCCCCCCAGAUCGCAUACUAUGCCGCCGCCGGAUCCGCUUCCGGCUGGAUCGUUGACCAUACUUCUGAUAAAGCAUCCAUGGUAUCAUCCUACAGCAAAGGCACUUUCCACGGCACAUACGGCGACGGCGACUACAUGGUGUACAAGUUCAAUGGCUCGGCUGUUGCCAUCUAUGGAGCGAAGCGUGAAAAUCAUGGGAUUUAUGGAGUCUCGGUAGACGGCGGGGACGUGUUGAUGUCUGAUGGGUACUCAGCAACCACGCUUUUCAAGCAAGUUUUGUUCUCAAAGACCGGGUUGGACGAUUCGGAACAUACUGUUACGAUUACAAACUACCCCAACUCCAGUACCUCAGCUGUAGCGGGCAAUCAUUGGUUGGACAUCGACUACAUCCAAACAACGUCCUCCACCCCAGGCCAAGUUUACACCACUAUAAUUGACGACGCCAACCCAGUCAUCACAUACACCAGCUGGAACACAUAUGUCGAUUCCAACAAGAAUGUCGAGUUCUUCAACUUGACGGACCAUACUACUUCUACUGACAGGGCUACUAUGACUGUUCCGUUUACAGGAUCGAGUAUCCAGCUCGUCGCAUCUCUGAACGACGUACACGGCAACUACUCUGUUUCGCUCGACGGUGCCGAAGCCCAAGUGUUCAAUUCAAACUUCUUUACACCCGUCUAUCAAGUUCCUAUUUAUACAGCCUCGGGUCUGGACGAAGGUGAUCAUACGGUGACAGUCACAAAUCUCGGCUCGGGCACCACAGCGGUCUUGUCGUUCGAUUACGCUAUGGUCAACUCAACUUCCUCGCCUGCUUCUUCUACUUCUGUCGUCGUGGCUUCGACGCUUGCUUCCACUGCCGCCGGAUCCGAUUCUACCACCUCUACGUCCAACCUCAGUAACGGUGCUGGUGAGACCACGGCCUCAAGCUCGACUUCUUCUUCCUCCUCUUCCGCCGUCGUAGCAGGCGCUUCCGAAGACACGAACGGCGGGACGAAGACCAACGUCGGUGCCAUCUCUGGCGGCGUUGCCGGCGGUGUCGUAACCCUCGCUCUUCUAGCCGUUCUAGCACUCUGGUUCUUCCGCCGUCGACGCAACUCUGCUUCUUCCUCCCAGUUCAGCGAGGACGGGUCUAGGGAAGGAUCUUAUUUUGAUUAUGCCCCCGGCGCUGCUGGUGCUCACUCGAGACAAACGACAUCGUCUUCGAGGAAUAUGCUUGAUUUGGGAUCUUCCGGAGGAAGUGCGGGAAGGCAUACACCGAGGUCUAUGCUUUGGUCCGGAGGGGCCCCCCGCACACCUGUCACCCCCUUUGUUGACCAUCCCAAUCAACAGCAACAGCACCCUUACGACGAAAGGUCAUAUCACCCUCCUCCCAGUAGUGGCGGCAGUUCCUCCGGCGGCGGUACCUUCUUGUACAACAGCUCUGCCCCGUUGUCCCCUGGUUCUCAAGACGCUACCUUGGUGAACGACGCCACCGCCAACAGUCCCUUCUUCCCGUCUAUCCCUCCUCCCCCGGGGUCCAACGCUUCGUCCUACCCCCGUUCGACGCACCAAUCGUCUCGGGGCGCGAUGCCUGCGACUUUUACGCCCUUCACCGGUACGGGGGGUGCUUCUGAGACCCUCAUGCAGCAGGGGCCGGGCGUGGGUCCGGCGACUGUCAGUACAGCUCAGUUGAGCGAGAAGUCGCGAGCUGGUACGGGUGGAUCUGGGGGUGCGCCGACGUUUCCGAGAAUGGGUAGUAUGGGCAGUUUCUCGGCGCUUUCUCAUUUUACUGCAGAACAGGGUGGGGGCGAUAGGCAGCCGCCGGAGUAUGUCCAAGCUGUUCAGCCUCGUGGACAGCACUAG
Cryptococcus amylolentus CBS 6039 is the source of this 2206-nucleotide messenger RNA. RefSeq lists its product as hypothetical. The record is from RefSeq and is a predicted model, not a curated record. NCBI's taxonomy places the organism in Eukaryota, Fungi, Basidiomycota, Tremellomycetes, Tremellales, Cryptococcaceae. The coding region runs from base 341 to 2206 and encodes 621 amino acids. The transcript is spliced from 8 exons.